Messenger RNA from Hyaloscypha bicolor E, 2558 nucleotides. RefSeq lists its product as uncharacterized. NCBI's taxonomy places the organism in Eukaryota, Fungi, Ascomycota, Leotiomycetes, Helotiales, Hyaloscyphaceae. The transcript has a single exon. The record is from RefSeq and is a predicted model, not a curated record. Bases 93 to 2147 code for a protein of 684 amino acids.
GGCCUGGGCGCCUCUGAUCUGUGAUCUCCAUAUCCCUUGACGGUUGAUUUAUACAUUCUCUACAGCGACAGGCGUCGCUUUUCGUUUUUACCAUGUCGACAAAUGCAAACCUGCCGGCAGGAUUUUCCAUUACGUCAAUAAAUGGCCAACGGUGCACAGCGGUCCCGAGGGCUUCGACGACGCUCACAGGCGCCGACGCAACAGCAGCUGCGGCAUUCACUACUACCUCGACGACAACGGCGGCGGCAGCAGCACUAGCAACAGCGAGCGCUCAAGUUCAGCCAAAUGUGGUGGUAGGGGGAGGAGCAGGGGCAGUUACUCCAGUCAGUGUGGCGUCCCUCCCGCCCGCCGCGAGCACUACCUCAAUAGGUGCGACCACCUCCUCUGCCGCAGUUAUCAGUACAUCAUCUACGACGCAAGCGGCGGUCAUUAGUGCUACUGCAUUUCCUGCAUCGAAGGGAACGACCCCGACAACUUCAUCCAGUACGGUGUUAGCCGUUGCGCAAAGCGAUUUGCAUGCUUCUCCCACCAUCAUAUCUGGAAAUGGCAUUGGCAGUGGUUUACAGGCACCUUCAAAAACCUUUCUAAAUUCUUCCCCAGCCUCGACCUCAGAUCAGACACAGUCACAAGCAAGCGUUGGAACGUCCUCCGGCUCCAAACCUAGCGCAGCUCCGGUGGUCGGCGGGGUUGUUGGUGCUAUGGGCCUCAUUGCAGUCUUAUCCCUACUAGUCUGGGCUUUCAGGAGAAGGAGGAAGAUGGGGAGAGAGUCACUACUUACCCCUCUAACCACCAGUCGUCGAAGCGAGUAUUAUGGCGACAAAGCCUCAGUAGGUUCAUCAAGCCGGAGCAAGAAAUGGAGGUCGGGAGUUGGAUAUCAGACGGAUAAGAUCAAGGCAGUGAUAUCCGGCAUGGGAGCAGGGUUAGCAGGCAUUGGGGCUUCUCUGAAGUCGAAGGUUGCAGGAGAUCGAAGUGACACUCCCAGUGUCAACUUGAAUAGGGGCAACUCGCAGUUCCUGGAUGGACCAAUUCCUCAACAUAGCCGAAACAAUUCGGUACUUUCGAACAAUACAGGGACUGUCUCUGUGAAGGAUCGACUGACGGAGUGGUGGGAGCGUGUGGGCGAAAGCCUCAGUUUCAAGUGGCGUCUACGAAAACCGAAAGAACCAGCCGACCCCUUUGCUUCUCCUCGUGGCUUGACAGAGAAACAAGCCAACGUGGGCACCUCGCCUGAUUUCUCCCAACUUCUCGCCAUGGGUGACCGUGAUCUCCAGCUUCGAGCCGAGCGUAGACGCGCAUCCACGUCUGGCACUGGUUCUGUACCGCAAAUUGGUAGCCUAGGACUCAACUUCAACAUAGAUGAUCCAUUUGCGGACCCAAUCAAGGGUUCCAGUCAAGCAUGGAAGCCAGGAAACUCCGCGGCGAACCCUUUCGCCGAUCCCAAAUUCAACUCGAAUCCUUUUGCAGACCCAGCUCGCCCCGAGCGUUCUAUCACUAAAGCUAACACCUACAUCUCCGACAUGAGGCGCUCAAGAGGCCAGUCCGUCGACGCAACCAGCAGAGGCAACAACGCCACUUCAACCUACCGCCCACCAAGCACCGCGGUGGGCUCCCGCUACCCCUCGACUAUCGCACCCAGCAGAGACAGCUACCGAGAUACCGUCUACUCGUCCUUCUCCGCGAACGCACGGAAAGGCAAAGGGCGCUCCGACCCAUUCGAUCUCGAGAGACCUGAACUCUGGCGCCCAAGAGUUAUCACCGACCGUACCGCCAUAAAUCCCAACCCCCUCGGCACAGCGGGUCCACCACGUGCGUCCCGGGCUGGAAACGCCUACAACUCAAGGCAACAACAAUCUGCACGCGUAACGUCCAUUUCAACCUCCAGCUCCAAAUACAGCUCUGGGGUCUCUUCCCUCGGUGACUGGGGAGAACCAGGUCCGGAUCUCGGGCCGGGAAGUGGAAGCAGCAGUUUAAGAGCGAACGCGAGUUCGAACGGUGGGAGCACGGAUUUCAGUGCCAAUAAGGGGGCGCAAAGUAGUUUGGAUGAGAUGAAGCAGGAGUGGGAUGAGAGGAGAGGAAAGGACAAUAUUAGUCCGCAGAGUGUGGAAAGUAAAGCGAGCAGCAAGGGUGGUGUUGGGAAGGCGAUGUGAUGUGUGUAUCCCUCCUCGGGUUGAGGACGGUACAUUUUUCAACAAUCAAAACCCCUGUAUAGGGAAGGCAAUUCAAGAUGGAUGGAAUUGUGGAUUGGGCAUGGCAUCGGGUGGAUUGGGGGUCAUAAUGAGACAUUUACUAGAUGGGUCAGGUUAGGAACAGUGUGGGUGAAUAGGCGUUUGCAUUGCGAUGACUUCGAUCGAUGUCUGUCUGUAUUUUGUUGGACAAGGGAAUAUAUACCAAGGGGAGCGGAGCAAAUCGAGUGGAGUCACUGACUGAAGAGGCCAGGAAGACACCCGAAUGGUAGAAUGGAUAAGAGAUCAGUGCAGAGCCAGAGAGCAACAGAAACGAGGAGACAAACGAGAAAGUGUCAUGACUACACUACUUAUUACUCAUUGCACCCAUGAGAG